GAUUUAACUUGAAAAGACGCCACAAUCUUCUGUCAGCCUCAACCCGCCAAGUCUGUGGCUGUAUUGUCUCCCAAACGUCCGUCGCCGCUUCCUCUCGUCCUGAGCACUUCGAUUCGAUAUAUCACCUUUCGACGAAAGCGCAUAUCAGUCCGACGAUUGCCUCAUAAGCAAACGGAACGAGGUGCAGGCUCAUUCCACCAGUUACCGGUCAUGAUGCAAAUCAGCCGGUGACAUCUCACUUGCACGAACAAUGUCAUCCUGAGCCGAUUGCGACCUCGCGCAGAUGUCGCUAAGCUACUCGCCCAGUUCCGAUGCUGUACCGGAUUCAUAUUGGAGUACAGUAUAUCUAUCCACGCGAGAUGCGGGUGGACGAGUGCCAAUCGACUUCAUAACCCAUCCGGGUAUCUACCUCACGAAAGCGUGCUUUCCUCAUGGUGUCUACGACGAUGUUCCUACACAGACUUGCAUGUCCGACCUCCUAGCAACUUCCUUUCGUCGCAUUAUCAUCGAUCUGUAUUGGGACAGUAUCAACCUUCAAUUCAAUCUUUGUCCAGUCGAACUACCUCCAUUGGCUGGCAACUCGACGAGCGGCUAUAGUGUUGAUACUUCCGCUCUAUAUUCCAUCACUGCUUCGAGCUUUUCCACCGCUACAUCCCCAUCGGGAACGCUGACCGCUAGCGAUGCUGGAUCAUUGGCCAAGCGUCAGUCAACUGAAAACAAUUUUACAUCUGCCGCUACAACGUCCACUGUCAGCAGUACACCAACGAGUGCCUUGCCAGUUCCGACUACGACUGGCGUUUCCGGUAACGAAUUGAUCGAGCUAGGACCAUACACAUGCAGUCUGGAUCUGAAUCUGGAAUCAAUUAUGUCCUUCUACAGUGAUUACUUCGACCAAACAUCGAAUACGGUCUCUGCCGACAUUCAUUAUUUGACCAUCAAUCUGCAUGCUGCCUCUCCAUUUACAUCUCCAUUGGCUCCUGCUGAUGCACCUAUGCAAGGAAGAGGACCUGGCAGUAGUGACCUGAUUGGAGCACAAUUCAAGUCUAAUCUACCUCUAACACUCUAUACACCUGCGGAAUUGUCGAGCGAUCGAAGUGACCUCAACAGUUCAUGGUUCCGUGAUGACUACGGCAUGAUAACAGAUACGGACUAUUUCACAACAACGAAAACGGAUGGCGACGCGAACGGCAACACCGUCACCCAAAACGGCUGGCCAGGGCUAGAAUGGAUCAUUGGCACAGCGCAUCGGCGGCUACUAUUGAGUUGGGGCGAAGUAGACCCUCAGAUGGAUGCAUAUGAAUUUCAAAAUGACUCCGCCGUCUUCAGCGACGACUACCUUGCCUCGAGUCAAUCAAUAUCAGUGAACAACGCCGGCACUGUCCAGUCGGGCUGCUUUUUCGAAGCGGGUAAUACUACAGUCCAAAGUGUGAAUGCAUCCUGGGCUUUUGCAGUCGCAAAUCAAGCCAGCUCAUCUCAGGCCUUGUAUCACCUGGCGCAAAACCUCACUGCCUGUGGGAUAUCUCCCAUAUUGAACAUGACACUUGGCAAUGCAACAGUUCAAAACAAUCUGGACCAGUAUGCGCAAUUCGCACAGUCAUCAAUCAUUGGAUGGGCUUCUGGAGAGCCUCGAAACUCUUCCCAAACCAAGAGGGCCGAGACAAGCCGCAAAGCAACGUCCAACGAUUAUGCUUGCGCCGUACUCGACUCUACUAGCGGAUAUUUGGGCCGCUGGCGGGCAGACCAGUGUCAGAAUAAACGUCGUGCAGCAUGUCGAAUUGCCAAUGAACCAUAUGCCUGGAGGUUAUCGACGUUCAAUGUGCCAUAUUCGUCGGCUCCCAAUGCAUGUCCGAACUCGACAAAGUUCGACCUUCCCCGGACAGGUCUUGAAAACACGUACCUCUACCGACAAAUCCUCAACGAUACCAGUUCUAGUGAUGGGACGGGUAUUCUGUCAGGAGUAUGGAUAGACUUCAACUCACUGGAUCAGGCCGGUUGUUGGGUUGCGGGCGGACCCAAUGCGUCCUGCCCUUAUUCUACCGAUCCAAAGAGUGAAAAUCAACGUGAGGUGCUGAUCCCGACCAUUGCAGCAUUGAUCGUUUUGCUUUUAACAGUGCUGACCUUGUUGGUCAAAUGCAAUGAAAACCGAAGGAACCGCAAGACCCGCAGAAGAGGGAACGAUGGUUGGGAGUAUGAAGGCGUGCCGUCGUGAAUCGACCAACACAGUUUCUGAGAAGACCCUUGAAGAAUCUCGCACGAAAUACGGAGGACAUAUCUGGUUACAAAGCCCUGCCGUGCCCUGCAUCUUCAGAGUCAAUAACACUACGGGUCAAUAUUGGGCCGGCCAGUGGGGUUCGGUGACUUUUGUCGGGAGCCUCGUUUCUCAUUCCGCCGAGACCACCUUCUCAGAGCUGCGCCUAGAUCACUUCUUACCUCAGCAGUUUGACAUCAAGGCAUACCGGUAGCCUUGUUCGGAAGUCCUGUUGCGUAAAGCACUGUUGAAAUCAUGCCAUGAUCAGUUCGGGUGUCGAUGAGUCCACA
Molecule: messenger RNA, 2538 nt
Organism: Exophiala viscosa
Lineage: Eukaryota; Fungi; Ascomycota; Eurotiomycetes; Chaetothyriales; Herpotrichiellaceae
Exons: 1
Coding region: 284-2209 (641 amino acids)
Source: RefSeq, a predicted model, not a curated record